AUGCCCAAGCAUAUCCCACACCAGCACUACAGCGAGAACCCGUACGAGCUCGUCGAUAAAACUAUCAUCCACCCUGAUAUCGAGCACCACGACCAUGAAGGCGAGGUAACGCACUACCUCCUUCCCACGGUCUUCUCCAUCGCGCAAGGUGCCCAGUUCGUCGCCAAGUACCCUGGCCAAGGCGUUUUCUACUUCAGUGAGGGCGAAUUGAAGCAUGAAGACCACGACAAUCCCGGAUCACACAUUGCGAUGAAAGCAGGCUCUGUGCUGCACGUUGAAGAGGGGUCAGUUUUCCGCUGGCACUGCAGUUCCCCUGAAGGUGCCAAAGGCUUCGGUGUUUUCUAUGUUCCGAUUACUGUGAAGAGCAUUGAUGAGUUUAUAGUAAACGAGUAA
Messenger RNA from Psilocybe cubensis, 393 nucleotides. RefSeq lists its product as uncharacterized. NCBI's taxonomy places the organism in Eukaryota, Fungi, Basidiomycota, Agaricomycetes, Agaricales, Agrocybaceae. The record is from RefSeq and is a predicted model, not a curated record. The transcript has 4 exons. Bases 1 to 393 code for a protein of 130 amino acids.